UCCUCCUCCUCCCAUGCUCUCCGGCGAGGCGAUGGCGAAGAUCCGGGUGGCUUACGAGUACACGGAGGCCGAGGACAAGAGCAUCCGGCUGGGCUUGUUCCUGAUCGUCUCGGGCGUGGUGUCGCUCUUCAUCCUGGGCUUCUGCUGGCUCAACCCGGCCCUGCAGGACUUGCAAGGCAAGGCGGCCAACUGCACGGUGCUGUCGGUGCAGCAGAUCGGCGAGCUCUUCGAGUGCACCUUCACGUGCGGCGCGGACUGCAAGGGCACCUCCCUGUACCCCUGCCUCCAGAUCUACGUCAACAACUCCGAGUCCCACGCCCGGGCGCUGCUGCACCAGGACGAGCACCAGCUCCUCGCCAACCCCAAGUGUUCAUACAUCCCACCCUGUGAAAGAGAAAAUCAGAAAAACUCUGAAACGAUAACGCGCUGGCAGGAUUACUGGCAAGAUGAAAUUGGCUCUCAGCCUUUUACAUGCUACUUCAAUCAACACCUCAGGCCAGACGAUGUACUGUUACGACGUACGCAUGAUGAGUCGGUUCUUAUGCACUGCUUCCUUUGGCCAAUGGUUACCUUCCUAGUGGGAGUCCUCAUUGUGAUUCUGACCAUUUGUGCAAAGAGCUUGGCUGUUAAAGCAGAAGCAAUAAAGAAGAGGAAGCACUCCUAAAUUGAGGACUCCCUUGAAGGAAAGUUGCGGAGUCGUAGGCAAGUCUGAAGUGCCAAAUGCAGUUGAUGGGCGCUUCCAUGGUGCGUUUCCAGCAAUGCCCGUUCCCAGUGUAUUGCCAGAUGUUGGUCUUGCCAAUGCCUGAAGAUUAAUCUUAGGUGACCAUGCUGUGAAAUGUCAGCUAUCCGCUUCUGCUACUAUGAAAGCAAAUAAUGUUUAUUGCACCAAAUGAUCUUAAGCUGCACCAAAACUGGCUGUACUGCAUUGAACGAAACCCGAAUGAUGGCUCUUCGC
Molecule: messenger RNA, 955 nt
Organism: Euleptes europaea (tarantolino)
Lineage: Eukaryota; Metazoa; Chordata; Lepidosauria; Squamata; Sphaerodactylidae
Gene: KCNMB4
Product: potassium calcium-activated channel subfamily M regulatory beta subunit 4
Exons: 3
Coding region: 14-664 (216 amino acids)
Biological process (GO): detection of calcium ion; potassium ion transport
Cellular component (GO): membrane; voltage-gated potassium channel complex
Molecular function (GO): potassium channel regulator activity; calcium-activated potassium channel activity
Source: RefSeq, a predicted model, not a curated record